Molecule: messenger RNA, 1851 nt
Organism: Neoarius graeffei (lesser salmon catfish)
Lineage: Eukaryota; Metazoa; Chordata; Actinopteri; Siluriformes; Ariidae
Exons: 8
Coding region: 77-1531 (484 amino acids)
Biological process (GO): positive regulation of ERK1 and ERK2 cascade; interleukin-15-mediated signaling pathway; T cell activation
Cellular component (GO): external side of plasma membrane; membrane raft
Molecular function (GO): protein tyrosine kinase binding; MHC class II protein binding
Source: RefSeq, a predicted model, not a curated record
CAGCCCCAAAUAAGGGAUUCAGUCAGAGAAAGAGAGCGCUUACAAGCAAGGAACAUUAGUUGCAACUAUCAUAGAAAUGGCACAAGCCUAUAUGAAAGUGCAAGUUCUUCUUCUUCUUCUUUCAGCAACAACUGUGGUUAUCUCAUGUAGCAACUAUAUGAGAGACUCUGAGGUGUUUGUGGCCAGUGGCUCAGUUGCAGUGUUACCUUGCGUAAUGUCUAUUCGAAAUAAACUCUCCACUGCUGUCACCUGGAAAAGAAUUAUUGAAAAUGAAGAGAGGACAGUGUGGCGCAGGGACAAGAGCGGGCUUGAGUUCCGUCCAGUGGGACAGGCAUCACACGCUUACUGUCCCUAUCCAAACUUUGGAAAUGCAGAUUACAGUCUUCACCUUGAAGGGAUAAGGGAGGAGGAUGCAGGAAUGUAUCGCUGCGAGGUGGAAGGACAGUACAUCAAGAAUGUCAUGCUCUCUGUCAUCAAAGUGUCCUUUACUCCUGCUGAAGUAUUCGAGGGGGAUCGACUGAUGCUGAACUGCAAGGUCACUCCACAGCGAAGGGAAAUUGUGACAAAAUGGGAAUUGAAUGGCUCACCAAUUAACAGUCGUAGCAGGACAUACGUGAUCAAUAAAGUGUCUCAGAAGGAUGCAGGAACUUGGAGUUGCCUGAUUGGAGACAAACAAACAAAGUUUUCCACAUCGCUGCAAGUCAAAGGAAUCCUGAUCCCUCAGGAUAACUCGGAGGUAGUGUAUGCAGAAUUGGGCUCCUCUGUCACCCUGCCCUGUAUCUUCUCCAAUGAAUUAAUCUUAAAGAGCUCUACCUGGGAGAAAGUGUCCAAAACAUCUAAUCAGCCUGCCGUGCUUCCUUCAUCUUUCAACAAUUCUUCCAAUCCCGAUGUUUUUUGGUUGUCCUCAAUGCAAAGGAACAAAUCAGCAUACAUUGAGAUUGUGCAGGCUGGAGAUGAAGGCACAUACAGGUAUUCGGGAGAGGUGAUGGGAGAUGAUGGCAGGCGUGUGAAGGUGGAGAGGAACAUUCAGCUGGUCAUAGCUCAAGUUCUGAGCUCGAACAGAAAUGGCAAAACGACCCUGACCUGUCACAUUAGCAGCACCAGCCAAGUCACUAGUUAUGAGUGGAUCCAUGUGGAAAAUGAUGUGAAUGGUAAUCAGACGUUCACCUCUGUCCAAAAAUCAACAUCAAAAGUGCUGAGCAUCCCCAAAACGAAGCGCCAGGGAAAAUGGGUGUGCCGUUUCUACAACCAACAGCAGCUUCUGGGAAAUGUAACUUACCACCAGCAAGUGAUGAGUAGGUUGGAGGGACAGCAGAAAUCUACAAGUGGAAACUACAUAGCCACAAUUAUAGGGCUGUGCUUUCUGUUCAUGUUGUUGGUGCUUAUCAUACUUCAGCUGUGCAAAAACCAUCGCAGGAGAAAAAUGAUAAUGCAGUAUCCUGCUAUGGAGACGAUUGUCCACCUUGCUGCUAAUGAGCGAGAAUUUAGAGAGCGGGCCAAAGUGAGAGAGAAAACCCAGACUAGUGUGUAGUGAAGAUCAGAAAUCAGUGUUUGUGUAAAUUCAUUGCCAGUUUGGCUGCUUGAGAUUUCUACUUUGUACUUUAUUUUGAUUUCUACUAUGAUUUCUUUGCAUGCGUACAUGCGUGCGUGCAUGCAUGUGUGUGUGUGUGUGUGUGUGAGUGAGUGAGAGAGAGAGAGAGAGAGAGAGAAAGCAGACUUGCAGGCAAUUGUAGCAUAAAUUUUAUUACUAAAUUCUUUGUCAUAAUACUAACUACACAUUUUUUUAUGCUGGUCUUAAUGUAUGAUAAUGUCUAAAUAUAUAUAGCAAUAAAGUUGAUGUAUUAUUAUGAA